This is a messenger RNA of Micropterus salmoides (largemouth bass), 1659 nucleotides long. Its product is annotated as claudin-4-like. The record is from RefSeq and is a predicted model, not a curated record. Gene Ontology annotation, biological process: cell adhesion; bicellular tight junction assembly. The transcript has a single exon. Gene Ontology annotation, cellular component: bicellular tight junction; plasma membrane. Lineage: Eukaryota; Metazoa; Chordata; Actinopteri; Centrarchiformes; Centrarchidae. Gene Ontology annotation, molecular function: structural molecule activity. Bases 100 to 732 code for a protein of 210 amino acids.
AAACCGCUAACUGAUCUUUUGUCUCUCUCACUGGUAAAUGACUCCAGCUCUCAGCAACACACAGUUGUACCUCUUUGAAAAGAUCAACAAAGCUUCAGCAUGGUUUCAGGUGGAAGACAGAUUCUGGGAUUGGCCAUGGCCAUCAUCGGCUUUCUGGGGAGCAUCAUAAUCUGCGCUCUCCCCACCUGGAAAGUCACAGCUUUCAUUGGAGCCAACAUUGUCACUGCUCAGGUGAUCUGGGAGGGUUUGUGGAUGAACUGUGUGACCCAGAGUACAGGCCAGAUGCAAUGCAAAGUCUAUGACUCUCUCCUCGCCUUACCUGAGGACCUCCAGGCUUCCAGAGCAUUCGUCAUCAUUGCCGUCAUCACUGGGCUCUUUGGGAUCCUUCUUGGCGUGGUCGGGGGCAAGUGCACCAACUUUGUACAGGACGAAAGGCAAAAGAUCAAAGUGGCCAUCACUUCUGGAGUCAUCUUCAUCCUCGCAGGCCUCAUGGUGCUGAUCCCCGUCUGCUGGACCACCAACACAGUCGUUCGUGAUUUCUACAACCCUGUCUUGGUCGACGCUCAGAGGAGGGAGCUCGGGGCCUCGAUCUACAUUGGCUUUGCAUGCGCAGGGCUGCUGAUCAUGGGUGGGGCUCUCCUCUGCAGCAACUGUCCGCCUAGAGAUGAGAACGACUAUGAUGUGACGUACUCUAAGGCUCGCUCUAUACAGAGCAGCAAGGCCUACGUUUAGAUCUUCAGGCGGAAGCAGAGGAGGGACAGUCUGUUGGAAAGAGAUAUGACAAAGAGUUUGUGAAAGAAAAAUGCAGAAUGGGAACGAGUAUGUCUAUAAUGUGUUAUCUAUAUCUAUAAAGUAGAUGUGAACUUUUACAGUAUGAGUGUGUAACUCAAUCAUGUGUUUUAAUUUAAAAAAACAUCCUUAGGAAUUAUAUGUUGUAGAAUGUUUAGAUUUUCUAUGUGUACAUAAAAUGUUUUUGUAUUUUGCACAAUUACAGACUCUUUAACAUACUUCUCCUUAUAUUUUUUAAAUAUAUGUUGUUUAGUUGCACAUGUUCAGACACUCUUUAUAAUAAAUUAUAAAUUAAAAAAACUUCUAUAUAUGAAAUUUAUUAAUGUGAAAUCCGCCUAUGUAGUUGCUGUUGGGGCUAAUACUAUUUCUCGAUCAAACUAGUUAAAUAUUGAUGAUUAUGUGAUUGAUUCACAUCUGUUUGAAUUGAAUAUUCUUCUGAUUUUGCGUGAUUGAUGUUUUUCUCUGUAUUAUUGCACGUCAUUAAAAUUUAGGUUGUUUGUGAGCAUGUGAGAUUGCAUACCUCUUGAGACUUUUCCAUCUUGUCAUAGUGGUUUAGCUACACAGCAGCGGGGAUGACAAAAGCCAUAUAACUCGAUGAACAGUGAAUCUGGUUUUUCAAGCGCACAGGAAAGAAUCUAUACGAACAGGUUGUGUGACAAUGUGUCCUUCGUACCAAAGAAACAUUGCUAAACAAACAAAGACACUGAACUGUAACCUUGUGUGUAUUUUUUGAGUUUGAAUGUGUGUAUGUAUUUUCUCCUUUUGUCUUAUAAGACUGAUCAGGUUUGUAAAUGUUUGCAUUAGAGAAAGAGAUGUCAAGAAAAUAAAAAACAAUGUUAAUAAAUGACAAGACUCUGGUAAACAGGUAAA